AUGUCAUUAAAGAAGUGGCUUAGUAGCGGAAGCAAUUCAUCAACUAAUGAUAAAGAUUCCACAACAAUAGCUCCAAAUUCCAUACUGGCUAAUAAUACACAAAACCAAAGCAAUGGAAAAGAUGAGAAUUCAACAUCUGCUCAAGGUUCAGGCUCUUCAUCAGUAUCAAGUCACAAGGAAAAACAUCAUAAUUGUGGUAACAUCCCUGAAGAAGAUGAACGUGAUGAAGCUAUUAUUUUUGAGGAUGAAAAAAAUAUCAAUCAUCAUCAUAAUUCAAUUCAACAUAAAUCAUCAAGUAUAACUGGAGGUGGAACAAUUUCAACUACAUUACAUCCAGAUUACCCAUUUGGAGAUGGUUCUGAUAAAGUAUUUGGUAUGGAGAAUUUUGGUUAUACAUGUUAUUGUAAUUCUAUUGUUCAAUGUUUAUACUAUACAAAAGCUUUCAGAUUAGAAAUUUUGAAAAAUCCAACUUCAAGAGACUUGAAUUCAAGAAUAAGGAAAUCUUCAAUGCCAGGAAAUAAAGCACAUAUUACUAUCACUAAUGCACAUCAUUUAAAUCCUUCAAAUAAUAAUGGGAACUCAAAUGAAGGGAAAACUGUUAGACAAUCACUGGGUAGAAGAACAUCAAGUUUCUUUGGAAGAAACAAAAAAGAUAGUAUAACUGAUGAUGAAUCAGAGCAAAAUAAUGAUACAAAACAACCAAAUCAGCCACCACAGCAACAAUCACAAGCUCAACAACAAACACAACAAACGCAACAACACAAUGGUCAAACUAUAACUAUACCCAACAUCAAAUCAAAUUCAAAUCAAGUCAUUGUUGGUAAAACUGAUGAUCCAAAUGCUAACUCAGAUGCAAGAAAAAGAGCUGCAUUAUUUAAAGGUCCUAUAUUGAAUGUUGAUCAUUCUUUAGUGGAUUAUGAUAUGAAAGUUUCAUUAUUUACAUCAUUAAAAGAUCUUUUUGAAUCAAUGAUUGAAAAUGAUUCAAAAACUGGGGUUGUUUCACCUUCUUAUCUUAUUGAAACUUUAAAGAAAGAAAAUGAACUAUUUAGAAGUACUAUGCAUCAGGAUGCUCAUGAAUUUCUGAAUUUUUUGUUAAAUGAAGUUAUUGAUACCAUUAAUACAAUACAUAACACUAGAAAAAAUGCAUUACAUGAAUUAUUUGAAGGUUUAUUAACAAAUCAAACCAAAUGUCUUACAUGUGAAAAUGUAUCAAGUCGUGAUGAAACUUUUUUGGAUUUGAGUAUAGAUUUAACAGAUAAUGAAACUUUAGAAACUUGUUUAAAACAAUUUAGUGCAAGUGAAAUGUUGAAUGGUGGUAAUAAAUUUUAUUGUGAUAAUUGUCAUUCAUUACAAGAAGCUGAAAAGAAAAUGGGUCUUAGAAAAUUACCAAAAAUUUUAGCAUUACAUCUUAAAAGAUUUAAAUAUAGUGAAGAACAUCAAAGAAAUGUCAAAUUAUUCCAAAAAAUUAAAUAUCCAUUAUAUUUAAAAUUAGAAAGUGAUAUUCCAGCUGAAAAGCCUGAAGAUGGAUUAAAAUUUUAUCAAUUAUAUGGGGUUGUGGUUCAUAUAGGUGGAGGGCCUCAUCAUGGUCAUUAUGUUGCAUUAGUUAAGACAAUUCAACAUGGUUGGUUAUUAUUUGAUGAUGAAACCGUGGAAAAGAUUGAUGAAAGUUUUGUAUUGAAAUUUACAGGUGAUUCACCAGAUUUAGCUACAGCUUAUGUUUUAUUUUAUCAAGAAAUUUCUGAAGAACAGUAUGAUUCAAAUAUUAAUGGCUCAACAGUCAAAGAAGAAGUUCCAACAAGUUUAGAAAAAGAUGGUGGUAUUGAAGAGAAGAUCAUUAGAGUUGAUUCAAAUAAUACUUCUAUAAAUUCAAGUCAACCAUCUACAGUAUCUUCAGAUAAUCUUAAUAAUAACAAUAAACCACCAGUUAGACCACCACCAACAGUUCUUGAACCUCCACAAGCUGAAAAAUCAAGAUUUAGAACACCAAGUUUAUCAAGUAUUGCACGUCUCAAACCAAAAUCAUCACAAAUGACUGUAAAUAGUCAAACUAAUACCACUUCAUCUUCAUCAUCAUCAAAUAUAACUUCAAAUACAAGUGCUACAACUGCAACUCCACCAUUACAACCUCAACCAACAGCUUCAAGUUCAUCUAUACCACAAAUAUCCAAUGUAUCUACAUUACAACCAAAUUCACCAGUCACUGAACAACCACCACAACCACCAACUAGUUCAGGGUCAACAAGUUCAUUUUGGAAAAGAAGAGAAAAAGAUCCUAAUAAAGUUAAUCCUGUUGAAGAAAAGGAAAAAAAGAAGAAUAGAAUGAGCGUUAAUUUUGGAUUUAGAAAAAAUAGUAAUAAUAAUUCAUAG
Messenger RNA from Hansenula ciferrii, 2367 nucleotides. RefSeq names its product Ubiquitin carboxyl-terminal hydrolase. The record is from RefSeq and is a predicted model, not a curated record. NCBI's taxonomy places the organism in Eukaryota, Fungi, Ascomycota, Saccharomycetes, Phaffomycetales, Wickerhamomycetaceae. Gene Ontology annotation, biological process: protein deubiquitination. Gene Ontology annotation, molecular function: cysteine-type endopeptidase activity; cysteine-type deubiquitinase activity. Gene Ontology annotation, cellular component: cytosol; nucleus. The transcript has a single exon. Bases 1 to 2367 code for a protein of 788 amino acids.